UUUUUUCGGUCGUCGCGGGUGAACAAACCUGCAUAGUUCGUUACCAACUCUUUGGCAACUAAUUUAAACAAACAUAUCGCGAUAAAAAGCGGUCGAAAAGAAAUUGCGGUAAUUCUAGAAAGUACUAUUUGCCACUUUCCAAUACAAGAAACGCAGUGCGUUUGACGGACGACGUCGCGGUUUGAAAAAGAUAACUUGUGUUUCAACGGAAACAAAGAAACAAUAUAACGCUCGGUCGGACGAAUCGAAAUGACAUGUCCGCCGUCAAAUCGGAAGAAGGAACGGAUGAACAAAAGAACAGGUCCAAUUAAGCAACCAAGCGUGCACACUUUGUCUAUGGCGUUUGUAAUUAUUGAACUAGAUAAAUUCGGUUUUUUGUCAAAACGGUUUUUCAACCGCGGAGCUUGGCUAAAACAUUGCAUUUUAAUAUAAAAGCCGACAUGUUUGCACAAUGGAGUCAGUUAACGACUACGAGUGUUCGAGUUAUGUGUAGCCCGAUGUGUCUUAAGUUUGCGAUAUUGGCAUUUUCGUGCCUGGGUGGUUUGGCGGCUCACGGAAUACCAUUGAAGGAUAAGCGGCAGGUAGGAGUGGGAAAAGUGGCGACGGUAAACUCACAAGUGGAUCACGCUCCGGCGGAAUCUGGAUUUCUAGGAUUAGCGCAGCCUGCUGCCGCACAUGCUGGAAGCAAAUACUUUCAGGAUAUGUACGUCGCUCAACACAAUCCGAAAGAAAUCGAAUUCGGACAUGUUUGCGAAAACCCUAACGACUGGGAGCAGCGAUUCGAAAAGAUUAAUCUGGAAAACCUUAAUCGACAGGGAAAGGUAAGAUGGGGUGAUAAGCACGGAGGGUACGGUGAACAUUACUGGGACUACAAUCACGCCGGCCACCACGAUGGUAGUGGAGAAGAAAGCCAACAGAGCGAAACUUACGAAGAAUACGAAGAAACCAAAGACGCGCCCAGAAUUCUACCUGCAUCUAUCAGAGGCAAGAGAAAUCCCGACGAUGAAGUGGAAUUUAUCAGCGAAAACGCCCGAUCCGCUAUCCUCGACGGCAGAGCACCCAAGCAUGGUGGUAAUUACAGAAAGGCCAAAGAGUACAGAGCCAAGAGGCAACCGGCACAACCCAACAGUGAAGAUUUAGUUUUCGAUACAGAAACUGGUUACAUUGUUGAUAAAACAACAGGGGUACACUACCAACUUCAGGCGGUUCCAAACUAAUUGAGGCAUUUGAAAGACUUUAGGGUUUGCGGAGUGCAGGGGCGGGGAUUUUGCCAUUCACCCUAUUCCUUAUCUCGCCCUUUGUAUCCCGCGAAUUAUUGUUUUUGUUGACUAGUUCUAGGGCUUUACUUUUUAAAACAAUAAAAUUUUAUAUUAGA
Cylas formicarius (sweet potato weevil) is the source of this 1375-nucleotide messenger RNA. RefSeq lists its product as uncharacterized. The record is from RefSeq and is a predicted model, not a curated record. The transcript has 4 exons. NCBI's taxonomy places the organism in Eukaryota, Metazoa, Arthropoda, Insecta, Coleoptera, Brentidae. Bases 441 to 1217 code for a protein of 258 amino acids.